GCUCUGUGGGGCUGGGGCUCUGGGCUCUUAAGCCAAGGAGAGCAGCCGCAAGGGCUGUCCAGAAGAAGACCACUAGUCCUGUGGCCCCGGGGAGGCUGAAUCAGCUUCAGAGAGAGGGGCAAGCAUCCACAGUGGUCUGACUUUCCUCCACUGGCCACUUCCCUGGGGUCUCAGAGGGCUCAGAGGAGCUGGCCAUGCUCUUUUGCUCUGCAGAGGAUGCUGCAAGAGAAGGUCAUGCUUCUCAGAGACUUGCCAAGAGAUGAAGUUGAACCUGUUUGUUUCAAUCAAUGAGGCUGGAAAGCAAGCAGUUGCCUCACCUUCCUGUGAGGAGCAGUCUGCCUGGACCUCCACGCCAUGAACAGCACCCUGAGAGAUGCCCAGGCCCCGAGCCACCGGGAGUGCCUACUGCCUUCUGUGGCCCGGACUCCCUCUGUCACCCAGAUCACACCAGCCAAGAAGAUAACCUUCCUCAAGAGAGGGGAUCCCCGGUUUGCUGGGGUUCGCUUGGCUGUUGACCAGCGUGCUUUCAAGAGCUUCGGUGCUCUGAUGGAUGAGCUCUCUCAGCGCAUGCCUCUUUCCUUUGGGGUGCGCUCUGUCACUACGCCCCGGGGCCUGCAUGGCCUCAGUGCCCUGGAACAGCUGGAAGAUGGUGGCUGCUACCUCUGCUCUGAUAAGAAGCCCCCCAAAACACCCAGUGGACCAGGCUGGCCACAAGGGGGAACCUUAUCUGCUCAGCAGUCAAGGGAAUUUGAAAGCCGGGGUGAGGCACCAGGAACAUCCUCUUCCUGCAAGGGUCCUAAGGCCCCAAGAAGGAUCAUGCUGAUUAAGAAUGGGGACCCUAGGUUCCAGAAGACAGUGGUUCUCAGUCACAGAAAUACAAGGAACCUGACGGCCUUUCUCAGCAAAGCCUCAGAUCUUCUGCACUUUCCUGUGAAACAGGUGUAUACAACCAGUGGAGAAAAGGUGGACUCUUGGAAUGGUCUACUGCACAGCCCCUCGGUGCUAGUAUGUGCUGGUUAUGAGUCCUUCAAACCUCUGGCAAUGGAAGAUUCCAGAAGAUAUGGGAUUGAAACUUUAUCUGGGCAGACUUCAAGAAAUAAAACUGGAAGCUGGGGGCCAAAGGCCAAGCAGAGUGUGAUCCACUCAAGGUCCAGGUCGGGCAGUCGGCCACGGCGGUUUUCCUUGCUGUCGGAGAGGUCUGGUCUCAGUGACCCCCCAGUGUCCCUCCAUCACGCCCAGAUGGGCCCUGCUUCUGAAAGAUAUCCUCAGGACACACCCACCCAGCUUGGCCCAUUGGUGGCCAGUGAUGAUGUUGAGAAAAAGGUCCACAUGAAUGAGGAUGGCAGCCUGUCUGUAGAGAUGAAAGUCCGUUUCCACCUACUUGGCGAGGAUGCACUUCUGUGGUCCAGGAGGGUGGGGAGGGCCAGUGUCCUCACGGCAGCCAAUGGAGAGGUCCCUGUUCUGGGGGAGGUGGAUCCCCUCCACUGUGUGUGUGAGAGUCACCCUGGGGGCUCCUCGGAACCUGGAACACAAGGACUAGGGACCUGUGAGGCAGGAUGUGAGAAAGCCCUUGGCCGAGGCCGGUGGAAGCCAGGGUCUAGAUAUGAGAUAUGGAUGAACCCCCUGUACUCUGCCCAGGAAGAGGGGAUGGCCUCUCAGAGGAGAUCCAGGUUGACCCAACACUCCUAUUCCAGGAGGCCCUGGAGCCAAGGAGUCACCGGAAGGAAACGAAGCAGGAAAGACAGUGUCAGCCCUGACUCCAGUGACAGAUCCCCCAAAGACUCUGAGCCCAACUCCUCCUGCUGCUCUAGGUCUCUGGAGGGCAGCGUGGACAGCUGUGACCUACAUGCGGCCUCUGGGGCUGCCUCCCAGAGAGAAGCAGGGAGGGAAGCUGGCAGCAUGUGCAGGACUAGUAAAGGCCUGGGUCCACAGGGAACAGGGCAGGACAGAGAGCACCAUAGAUGCCUGAAGCAGCAGAGUGGAGGCACGGCAGGUGCUAUUUGUGAGUCCUCAGGGAGUGCUGGGUCUCAUGAGGAGUCCAGUGAAAUGGGUGAGCAGCACCAGGGCUGCCUAAGCAAGACAAGUGUCAUGACUACUUCCCGGCCAAAGGCCACUCAGAGGAAAGGCUCCAGUCCUCCCACGGUGAGUCCCUCAUCUUUGAGGAACAAGGACUCACAGGCAGAGGAAAGUAGACAGGGUUCCAGGUGCCCCCAGGCUAGGGGUAGGUCUGUGAUGGGAUCGCCCCUGGUUUCAGAUCAAUCUGGCUCUGCGGAUACUGCAGAAAGCUGUUCUCUGCCUUCUGCCUGUGCCUCAGUCCCAGGCAGAAGAAAGCAGGAGGGCAGAUCCAGGGCUGUGUCCUCUCCCAGCAUUUCCAGCCACAGCCGAGGGGCCCGGAUAGACCACCCCAGGCGGCACCCCAACCGAAGGGACAUCCACUGCCCGCUUGACUCAGCUGUUCCCAGGCAAGUGCCGGGGCCUUCUAGUGGAGGCAGGGCCUGUCCAGAUAACCCAGCACCACACCUUUCUGGAAGCUCACCUAGUGCCAGGAACCAGGCUUCCUGGGACGCAGGGCCUCCCUCCUCUGCCUCUCUUCAUUCCCAGGAUGUACAGGGGAUUAGCAGUGCUCUCAUGACCCCUGUGAGCAAUUCUGACUGUACUUCCAAUUUCUAUCCCCCAUACUCUCCCUCUGCUGAGACUGAAGGUCACUCUGAGCUCAGGGCACGGUCACCAGCUCCCUCACCUUCCAACACAUCAGACCCUUUGAGCAUCCAAGCUGAUGGCCUGGACAAAAAGGCAGGGAAUGACCUUCCCAAGCCUUCCUGGCCUUUAGUUCCACCAGUUGGAGAGCCUGAGGGAGGGAUGCCAGGAGCCCACCGAGACUGCUGCUGCUCACCAAUCAGCACACCCCUGUUCCAUGAGACCCCCAGUGAUAACACUCAGACCCUACAGACCUCCCAGCCAUCAGGCAGCCAGGGGCCCUCCUCUGAGGUCUCCUUGGUAUGCAGCAGGUACUGUCCCACCCCCCCGAGGACAUGGCCUUUUGUCAAGAAACACCCUUCAGGCAGCAGUAGCCUUGGUGCUGACUGGGAGCCAGACGGGAGAAAGCUGGAGGAGGAAAAGCUAGAUGCACGGCCCCCACGGCCCCCGGGGUCUCAGUCAGGGGCCAUGGGGAAAGCAGUCAAAGCCUUGAGAAAGGGCAGCUCUAGCUGUGGUCCCAGGUCUGGGAGAAUGUUACAGGGGAAGGUUGCUGGUGGAGGGGAAAGCCUGGAGGAGCAAGAGGAAGAUGGCAGAAUGAUGCUGGGUGCCCUACCCCGAGCCUCACCAGAUGCUGUGGUCCGUGAAUGGCUGAGCAACAUCCCGGAGGAGCCCAUACCCAUGAAAUGUGAGACGGUGGAUGAGAGUACAGUUGUGGUGGGGGGUGAUCCAGAAGGCCCCAAGGAGGACAAUGCUGACAAACAUUCCCAGGAAGGUCUAGGGGAGCCAGUUCUGGCCAGACAACUGUCCCAUGAAGGGGUCACCAGUGAAAAAGCAGAAUCAGAUGGUGCCCUCCCAGUGAUUAGUGAUGCUCAUUCCAAGUCAGGAGAGGGCCAUCCUUGUAGCAGAGUUUCAGAAGUCCCCAGGGAGACUGGAUCAGGCAAAGGAAUGGCUGUGGACUGUGGUGUGGGCCAGUGUGUGCUUCCUCACAAGGUCUCUGCCUCCAUACAGAUCAUGAAGGUGCUGAUGGGCUCCAAGCAGGGGCGGCCCAGCAGUUUGCCUGAGGUGUCCAGUACAGUGGGCAGGAGGCUUAGCCACUCUGCCCGGGCCCUUAUCACCUGUCUUGCUGGGCUCCACUUCUUUGAUGAAGACCUUAGGUCUCCUACUGACAAAGUGAGGUUCACAGAGUCUCCUCGGUACCAGGAGCUCCUGAGCACCUUCCAGGCCCUAUGGCCAGGGUGUGGCUGCAGGCAAGGUGAGCUGGAUUCUGGCCUCUGGGAGCUUGGCUGGUGCAAGGCUCUGCCAGGCCUCAGGUCCCAUGUCAUGACUGAGGACUUCACACCAACGUCCUCAUCUGGUGUGGAUGUUGGCAGUGGCUCCGGAGGCUCAGGGGAGGGCAGUGGACCCUGUGCCAUGGACAGCGCCCUGGUCCCUGAGAGGAUAGAGCUGCCCUUGAAAAUCCCCUCCCAGAGGCCUGAUUCUAGAACCUCCAAGAACCAAGAGGAUCCAGAAAAACAACAGUCCAGUGUUUCUACAGCCUCUUCAAACUCCCAAGAAUGGGCUUGUGCCACCAGGAAAGACAAGGCAGAAAGAAACAGCGGGGAGCAGGUGCUGGGCAGUAACCUGGAUCAAGUAGUUGAAAACGCAAUGCAAGAAGAGGAGGUACAACUAGAGAAAGUUGAAGAAGAAAAAGAAAUAGCAGAACUGCCAGGAGAGGGUGUCCAAGGAUCUCCAGAAGAGGGAAGAGUCAUGGGACAAGAAUUGUCAGAGGCUGACUCUGACAAUGGGGAAGGUGCACAGGAAGAUAAGAGUGUGCAGGAAGAGGAAGCAGGAGGAGACCCUGCCUCCACCACACUUUGCCCUCCAGGGACAAGAGAGAAACCACCAGAGCCCCCUAGGAGCCCUAGCAGGAGGGAUCCAGAUGCCAGCGAAAGUCAGAGUGGCCCCAACAAUGAGCCUGGCUUGGAGAAGCCACCCCAAACAACUGAGACAAGCCAUGAGCAAACCCAGACCAAGUUCUUGCAGGGGCCUGGGGAGAAGAGCUCUUCUACAGCCUGCAGAGUGUCCCUGGAUCCUGACAUCCUCUGGGUGACCAAGUUGCUAAAGAGGAUGGAGAAAGCUUUCAUGGCUGACCUUGCCAGAGCUACAGCCGAGAUCCGAGCCCGCUGGAGCCUGCAGAGCAAUGACCUUCUGGACCAAAUGGUGGCAGAGUUACAGCAGGAUGUGGGCCAGCGGCUCCAGGAUAGCACUGAGAAAGAGCUCCACAAGAUCCAGAGCCGGGCAGCGGGGAGGAUGCCAGGGCCAGCGAGGGAAGCCCUCAGGUGGGAGAUGUCCCUGCAGACAGAGCAGCGCAGGCGUCGUCUCCGGGACCUGCGCAACCUCUCGGCUUUCUCCGAGCAGGCUCGAAGCCAGGGGCUCCUGUCCUUCCCUGUGGAGGAUGUGCCAACCCUCCAUGGAGCCCUGGGGACCUGGCUGGUUGGGGAGCCUGAGGGGGAGGAGUUUUGUCCCUGUGAGGCCUGCAUGAGAAAGAAAGUGAUCCCUACAUCCCCGAAAGACACAAAGGGGGUAACCAGUGCACCCAUCAAAAAGGCCUUUGACCUGCAGCACAUUCUGCAAAAGAAGAAAGGAGGGUGUGCUAAUGGGGAGGCAGCAGAGACAGUCCCAGAGAAGAGAGAGAUGGAGCUUCUCCAGGGGGACGCCUCAGGGAUAGGGACUAUUGACAAUGAAGGCCUGGAGCUGGGGUUAGGCCAGGAUCCUGGGACAGAGGAGGGGGGUGAGGAUGAGAGCAGCCAGAGCCUUGGCAGGGAUGGAGACCCCCAAGUGGGAGAGGAGGGUGAAGUUUCUCAGAAUGGAGAAGAGAAAACAGAUCCCGGGCAAGGCAGUGUCUUUGAGGGAGUGGGCAGGGAGGAGCAGGGCUUUGGUGAGAAGGAUGAAAACACAGAGAAGGGCUCUAGAGCUGAAGGCAGUUUGGAAGGUGAAGCCUGGGGAGAAGGUGACCAAAGUCCAGAGGGACAGAAUGAUGGUGCUGUAACUACAGAGGGAGACAGGAAGCCAGAGUCAGUGGGAGGAGAUCAAGGUGAGAAAGAAGGUAGCUCACAAGCUGUCUGGGUACAGGGCCAACAAGGUGAAACUUCUGGAAACAGCAGCCCAGACCAAGAGGGGAAGCCAGCAAUGCUCCCUACCCCAGAUGGAGACACCCCCUGCCAAAGGUCAGGCUGGAAAGCAGGUCUUGCCUCCUCCAGCACCUUUUCUCUGGGAAAUUGCUCUCAGCUCUCUCAGAAAGGCUCUGAAGAAAAGCCUUCGAAUGGAGACAUGAGGAGCAUCGAAGAUGAGUCCAAGGGAAUCCCUAGUCCAGAGAGAAAAGUCACAGGCAUGUAUCCAGAAAGCUCCACUUCUGAGCAAGAAGUGGCACCCUUGGGCCCAAGGACUCCAGAGCAGGAGGUAGGUGAGGCCUCUGGCCUAGAAGCUGAGAAUGUAAUUGAAAGUCUCUCUUUCACAGAAAUGAGGUCUAAAAACCUCACCAAGGACAGGACAGAUGGCUUUGGCCAAGAUGACUUAGAUUUCUAGAGAUCCAGCUGCAAGGUGGUCACAAGUCUGUUUUUAUUAGUAGUUUGUCUACAAAUCUGAGCGUGGCUGGGUCCCCUACAGAUGCACAGAGAGCAUGGAGAACGAUCAGGGCUUGCCAAGGACAUGGUCAUACCACGCUGUCCCUGGGUUCUAAAUUCUGAAGCUUCCCAAGGCCUCCCUGGCCAAUCCCAUGCACGUUGUGAAGAAGGCUUAUCUCAGACCUGCCCUGUUACCUGAGGGCCACUGGACUCUUCCAUUUUCCUGUUUGAGUCCAAGAAGACGGACCUGACUGGAAAUGUUCCAGGAGCAUUUUGUUUAUGUGUUUGUUUUUUGCUCUCAUUCUUUUGCCUAUUGAUCUCCAGUUAUUUUUCUCCUUGGCCUCUCUUGGCAUUCACCUCAUUUGACUUUGAGGUGCUUUUUUCUAAUCUUGAAUGUAUUUGGCGACUCUGCAGAUGUGAAUACUUGGAAAAAAUGAAUAAAUUCAGGGUCAUUGGACAAAGUUUGUUCUCA
Neofelis nebulosa (Clouded leopard) is the source of this 6771-nucleotide messenger RNA. It is a transcript of the gene RP1L1, whose product is annotated as RP1 like 1. Gene Ontology annotation, biological process: intracellular signal transduction; axoneme assembly; photoreceptor cell development. The record is from RefSeq and is a predicted model, not a curated record. Bases 355 to 6261 code for a protein of 1968 amino acids. Lineage: Eukaryota; Metazoa; Chordata; Mammalia; Carnivora; Felidae. The transcript is spliced from 5 exons. Gene Ontology annotation, cellular component: axoneme.